Molecule: messenger RNA, 390 nt
Organism: Symbiodinium necroappetens
Lineage: Eukaryota; Dinophyceae; Suessiales; Symbiodiniaceae
Source: the annotation of a GenBank genome assembly
GACAAAGACCCCCAGCAGUACGGACUGCGGUCUGUGGCUUUCGAAGUCGGAGACAUGCUGAAAGAGCUGCCAAAGGCCGACCUCCUCAUCACGAAGGACACGAUCAUCCACAUUCCUAACUGGGCCAUCCUAAAGUUCUUGGAGACCAACGUCAACGCUUGCCCCCCGUGGUACAAGGAAGUCUUGUUCAUCCAUGAUCGUCCUCCGUAUUGGAAAUUCCGCUGGGGAGCAGUGCCGCUUGUGCGCCACAUCGUCAGGAACUGGGACUGCCCAGGGUUCUCAGAUUUCCACGAGAUCGACCUGAGGGUGGCGCCGUACCACCUCGAUGUAGUCAAUCUGUUCGAGUUCAACUCAUCCACGCGUGCGGAUCGGGUCAUGGAUAACCCAAAA